Molecule: messenger RNA, 1935 nt
Organism: Cladophialophora psammophila CBS 110553
Lineage: Eukaryota; Fungi; Ascomycota; Eurotiomycetes; Chaetothyriales; Herpotrichiellaceae
Exons: 1
Coding region: 1-1935 (644 amino acids)
Biological process (GO): DNA-templated transcription; positive regulation of transcription from RNA polymerase II promoter by galactose
Cellular component (GO): nucleus
Molecular function (GO): zinc ion binding; DNA-binding transcription factor activity, RNA polymerase II-specific; RNA polymerase II cis-regulatory region sequence-specific DNA binding
Source: RefSeq, a predicted model, not a curated record
AUGGACCUGCAGUCUUCUUCCCACCAAGCAGACGACACGUGCCGGAGCCGCGACUUGGGCGGCUCGCCUUCGGCAUCGGCGCAUCACCAUAUGUCGCGGCUACUCCGCGAUUCGCGGGGCAAAUACAUGUUCAUUGGCGACUCAGCCAACUUAUCUUUCUUGCAGAGCAUUCGGAAAGUCGUCGAGGACGCGAUAGGCCACUGCGCUUUUGCAAAGGACCCGUUGCGAUACCAGAUGCUUGAGGCUGCGCCCGACGGCCGGCCAAACUGGCUAUACACAGAUUCCAAGGGCACCCCGCCGACUCCGACGCUGAUAGAGGCAGAGUACCUCGUCCGUUCCUACUUCCUGGCGAAUAACUGCGUCCUCGACCUCUUCGACGAAGCGGACCUGUUCAAGAACCUGCAGCCUUGGCUCGAGAAGAAAUCGGCCGAGACAGAUGCCCUGACUCCGAUAUACUAUCUCGUCUUUGCUUUGGGUGCACAGACUUCUCCGGACGACAAAGAUCAGCUCGCUGAAACGUAUUUCAGCUACGGUCGCUACUUCACCGCCGUCAGUUUCGCCGAAGAUCCCAGCAUCUCUACGGUCCAAGCCUACGCAAUGAUUACCAUGUACCUUCUAGGCGCCUCUCGGAGGAACGCUGCAUUUAUGAAUCUAGGAACAGCUGUGCGAGCCGCAUACGCGCUCGGUCUCCACCGCAAAGAGAUCGCUGCUCUCUUCACCCCAGGCGAGUUCAGGACACGAGAGAGGCUUUGGAAGGUGAUCCGCAUCCUGGAUGUUUUCAUGAGUGCUUCUCUCGGGAGACCCCCAUCCACAGCAGAGACGCGCGAUACGCGAUCUGAAGACAAUUAUUCGGCGUCGGUUGAUCUCUGCACCGUGUUCGAGACGAUAAUGAACGAAGUCUAUUCCAAACGCAUGAUAUCAAACACGGCGUUGGAGAAGAUAAGCGAGCACCAAAGGCAUUGGGCCGCCAACUUCCACAAGGGCCUGGACGAAGACGGCAUCAAGCCGACACCGGCUAUUAACGGCGGGAAAUCUCCCAACAUUGGGCUCAUGCACGUAAAGGGAGCAUAUUACUGGACUAUUAUACUACUCACACGUCCAUUCCUGGUCGACGCGGUGUCAUCCUAUAUCGCCACGGCGAAUGUGCCGCCGGCGGAAGGAAACUCUGCGGGCGUGACAUCUUACUCAGACAAAGUGCUUGUGCAUGCCUGUGUUGACUCGGCAAUACGCACCAUCGAGCUACUACGGAUUCUGCUUGAUUUUAACAAUGUCCCCAAGCGUCUCCCCUUUCUGGUCAACUACAUCUUUGUCGCCGCGCUUGUCCUUGGUUUGGCUCAUUUCGGCGACGUCGCGAAGAUCUUCCCGGUGGGCGUCCAUCUGAAACUGGCGCAUCGAUUGCUCGCCAUGUUCCCGAAAGACGCUAUUUCUAGCAGGAACACCACGAUCGUCGAAUAUCUUCUACAUGCUUGCGACACCGUAGCGGAGAGGCGCACAAAGUGGGACAGGGACCGUUGCGCCGUGCUGGUCAGAGGCAUGUUCGGCAAGAUUCACGAUGACCCUGCGCCGAGCGUGGAAUUGUGCUCAGCCUCUCCCACCACGCACAUGUCGACGACGACGGCACAUAGCUCGACAGAGCCAUCCCACCAGAUGGACCAAGCACUUCAGCUGCCCCUUGAGGAGGGCAAUCAACACGGCAACACGUCGCAAUACGACCCAAUGUCUCAAACUAAAGGUCUGGUGAGCGGAGCUGCCACUGGAUGCGCAAGACCAAGAGACAAAGGACGAGUCGGGCCUUUCGCACCGAUAGAGGAAGCUAGCAUGACGCAGGAAGAAUUUGAGAAGGUCCUGCAGGCUAUGUCGCCAACGACUCUGUGGUUCGAGUCCUACGACGACCAUUUUCCACUCUUUUCAACGACUGACGCCCCCAGCACCUAA